Apis cerana (Asiatic honeybee) is the source of this 3092-nucleotide messenger RNA. Its product is annotated as 5-methylcytosine rRNA methyltransferase l(2)10685. Gene Ontology annotation, biological process: rRNA methylation. Lineage: Eukaryota; Metazoa; Arthropoda; Insecta; Hymenoptera; Apidae. Gene Ontology annotation, cellular component: mitochondrial large ribosomal subunit. The record is from RefSeq and is a predicted model, not a curated record. Gene Ontology annotation, molecular function: RNA methyltransferase activity.
GGCGCGCGCGCGCGAGCGCGAGCGCGCGAGGGGCGGAGGGAGGGUAUAGUCGUCGUGAGCUCCUUACAGUGCAUUGCCUUUACGAUCCCUCGAGUCCCCGUCACACCCCGUGCCCCGACAAAUCGCGUACGACGUGCCUCUCAUGAAGAGAUCCACGAAACCAGCUUCGCCGUCGAGCGAUUCGGGUCGUCGAGAUUCAUCGAGAGGAAGAGUUUCUGUAUGCGUGACAAUGAACACGAAAGUAUCGACGAGGUGUGUGUCUCCUCUGGCCACACAUAGGGUAUACCGCACCCCAUGGGCUACAGUUCUGAUCUUUGCUUCCAAGCAAAAGAGCCGAUCUCCUGCGCGGCGACGUUCUCCUUUCGUUCCCCUCGAGAACACUGAACUCGCGUCUACUGUCUACAGUGGAGACUUUCACCGGAGUACGUUGUACGCGUUUCGAGGGUAACAAGAUUAUCAUGUCGGUCUUACUUGAUUCUCAAUUUACGUUUCUCAUUCUGUAUCGUUAUGAAUUUCUUUUUAAACUUGUUCUAUGAUUAUCGAACGAUACGCCGUAUUUUCAAAGCGGAGUCUAUAUACAUUUAUCAUGAAUUUUUUAUCGUCAAUUUGUGAAACGCCUAAAUAUUCAUUGGAAAAUAAAAAAAUCGUUUGUCAAAAACGGAAAUAUUUCGAGAUAUGUCCCCCUAUUCUUUUGUUCAGGUACCGAGAGGCUCGUACACCUCCGAAAACGAUUUACAAGUCGAAAUGGUUUAUAGCAUCUAAAAUAGGUUCUUCGAGUAGGAACUUUCGAAACAGCCACGUUUCACGGCGCACGAGCGCCUUCGCAAGAGGGGAGCACAAAGAUGUGUUCGUCCCCAUCCCCACCACCCCCAUUCACUCCAUCUUACUCGGCACGUUUCUCAUCUCGAUGUCACGACAAAUACGUCGCUUCCUUGUCGUUUGCAUCUGAUAUAUUACAUAGAUCGACACGUAUUGCGUAUGUAUACAUGUACAUGCAUUUAUCUUUACAAUUUUUAUUUACAUCUCGUACCAUGGAGAUUGUGAUAAAGAAAGUCGGCAAAGUAGGAGAAGAAUAGCUUACGGAGAAGUUAACGCUAGUUUGAUAAAAAAAGAUGUAUCGUCCAGUGUUAGUCAAGUAGCACUGGUAGUACCGUAACUCGUGGAUUUGUCGGUUGUCCUGUUUCACCUGUACUUGCAGUUCACGCUGGUUCACGCCCUUCUUCUUUUACAUCGCUCUCACUAACGGUUAAUCGACGUCGACCACUUCUUGCGUUCGAAACAAAAUUGAAUGUACAUGCAGCGCCAUCGAGUAGCGAAAUCGAGUAACGAAUUUUGCCGCUGCAUCGCUUCUUCGUUUCACGAAGUUUAGCUGAAUUAUUGUGUUUGAAAAACGCAAAUGAGACGAAUUAUGAGAAUUCGAAUCAAUUAUAUGCAUGUUUGAAGAAAAUGGCAUUGUUGCUCGAUAAAUUAAGAUUAAAAAAAAUUGUAAAAUUAUCUGUUCGAUAUGCUGCUGGUAGUACACAUGGAAAAGAUCACUGGUCUGUUGUAAAGAAAAAGAAAACGACAAAGGAUAAAGCGUUAGAAUACUUUGAUGAUUUUUAUGCAAAUGUUUAUAAAAACAAUUGGAAGGAUAUACGAACUGCGUUAUUAAAAAAAGAAUCCAAGUAUAUGGCUGUGGUUAAUAAUUUCAGUGAUACGGAAAAAAUUCGAUCUAAUUUAGAGCUACUAGGUGCAUUAAAUUUAAGAAGUUUAUAUAAUGUACAGAAAGAAAAUGUAGAAUUUUUUAAUAGGAAAAGAGAGGCUAAGUAUGGUAAAUCUGAUGAUGAUCAAAAUUUGAUAGAAGCUGAAACUUCUAUAGAUCAGUCGGAACUUCGAGCAGCUCAUCCUGCUAAUUAUCCAAAUUUAUUAGAAGAUUUAAAAACUGAAACUACGGAAUUUGAUAAAAAAAAUAAAAAUAUACCUAUAAAAUUACAAUCUAUAGAUACAAGUUUAAAUGAUAUUAAUAUAGACAAUACUCGUAUUGUUGAUUCAUCUGUAAAUUUAUCUGUGCUUCAAGAAUAUGUGCCUGCUAGCAAAAUAAAGGGAUUAGAUGAUUGGGUUUUGGAAUCUGAUCAUUAUAAAUUUUAUACUAAGGCUGAUGAUUUUAAAGUAAAUGUUGAGAACGAGCAUGUUUUGCCAUUUCCAGAACAUUUACACGUAUAUGCUUUUGAAAGAGAUAAUUAUACUAGAUUUCCAAGUCCUAGAAAAGGAUCUACCGGUGUAUUAGAUUAUUAUUUAUUUGAUGGAGGAUCUAUACUUCCUGUAUUAGCUUUAGAUAUACAAUUAGGUGAUAUUGUACUUGAUAUGUGCGCUGCACCUGGAGGAAAAGCUUUAACUAUUCUUCAAACUCUCAUGCCACGUUUAGUGAUCGCUAAUGAUGUUAUCGAAUCUAGAAUAAAAAGAAUUAAAAAUGUCAUGAAUCAAUUUGUUUCAAAUAUUUGUGAGAAAGAAAAUAUGUUUCUUAUAACGCGACAAGAUGCUAGAAUGAUCAAUGAAAAUGGUAGAUAUAAUAAGAUUUUAGUUGAUGUCCCAUGUACAACGGAUAGACAUAAUUUACAUUCUGAUGAAAACAAUAUUUUUAAACCAAGCAGGGUUAAGGAAAGAUUAAAAUUGCCAGAAAUUCAGUCUGAAAUUUUAACGAAUGCAUUGAAAUUAGUAUCGGUAGGAGGUACAGUAGUUUAUUCAACAUGUUCUCUUAGUCCAAUACAAAAUGAUGGUGUUGUACAAGUAGCAUUAAAGAGAGCAUGGCAAGAAAAUAAGUGUGUCAUGGUUGUAAAAGAUAUGACUGAAGCGUUGUUACCCUUACGAUGCAUAUAUGACUUUGGCAGAAUUGGUUUAAAAUAUGGUCAUAUCGUUAUACCCACUUGUCAUAAUAAUUGGGGUCCAAUGUAUUUUUGUAAAAUAGUAAAAGUACAGUAAAGAUAAAUAAGUAUUUUUUUUCUAUAUUAAAUAAAUAAAUAUUUAAAUUUGUACUUUUAAUGUAAAUAUUAUUAUUAUUAAAGAUGUUUAAAUAUGUAAAAUAUUAUCUUUAAUAAAUAAUAUUUAAUAUUGUA